UAGUGGUGGAAGGAAUAGAAAAAAGAAAAAAUAGGCCUAAAUGAGCUUUUUCGGUUCGGAUCGAAGAUCGAUUUUUGAAAGAUUCAAGGAGCUAACUGAUUGAAACUCUGUAAGACAUCAAGACAUUAUUUCAUAAUGGCAGUCGUGAUAUUUUUGGGUCAUGUCCGAGCAUAAAACGUCCAGCAAGUCCAGCGUAGCUGCGAGAAAAUGCAAGUUGGCUUACAACAUCUGACAUUUCAAGUUUGACCUGAUUUCUUUGAAUUUCGCUUUGGUUGCAGACUAGAAUCGUUUGUGGAAAAUCAUAGUUGAACCCUUAAUCCAAGUGACCAAGAAUGUCAGAAGGAAAUGAAAAACUCCUUGUUGGAGGAAUUGAAGAAGGAUCAAAACUUUAUGAUAGCCUGCUUCUAGAUUCAAUUAAAGAUCCCAGCAGCCAAAUUGAGCAAGAAAGUAGAAAUGUUGCCCCUAAACCUGGAUUUUGUUUGAAAACAACAGAUGAGAAAGGCAACAAGGUAUUUGUCAAUGCUUGUACCUCAGAGGGUGUUUUGAAGCCCAAGAAUAUAUCUGAAGAUGAGUUAAAAGAAAUAUUUCUAGCUGGGGAUGCAACUAAAUUUAGAGUUCCAAUGGCAAUUGGGGAUGCCCAUGUGGAAAAGGAUAAAUCUGGAAUUGAUUGCACAGCAUAUGAUAUUGUGAUCAACCCAGCAUUUUUGGAUCAAGUAAACAGCAAUAAGUUUUUCAUGGAUUUCUUCAUAACACUGAUUUACGAAGGGCUAGAAAAUAAACAUGAUCUGAAACUGAGUCGAGACUUCAGGAUUUUAAAGAACAAAAAGGCCAUUGGAACACUUCAGAUGCAAACAGUUAGAACGAAAAGUACACCAGUGAUAAUGGAGAUGGAUAAAGUUAUGUAUGAAUUGGAGAAAGAGCAUUUAGCUCAGCAGAACUUAUCACAACAUCCUGAGAAGCCAAGCCUGAUAAAAGAACUGUCAACCACAAAAAGACCACAAAAAGAAAGAAGUCCUUGCAUCAUUCCUGAGUAUAAUAUCAUAAAAGAGCCACCAAGUGGGGAGCCAGAGUACCUAAUCAUGGAGAUAAAACUCCCUCAAGUUCACUCAACCAAAAACAUAGCCCUAGAUGUUGGUGAUGAUUGUGUUAUUCUUUUAUCAAAUGAUGGUAAAUUAAAGCUAGAUGUUGAUCUUGAUCACCAUGUGAAUAAUGAUGCAACAGGGGCACAGUUCAACAAAAAGACUCAUAUUCUAACAAUUACUAUGCCAUGCAGCUGACAUCAUCAAAAAGCUAUCAUGCACAAAUGAUUCUAUGAGGUUUGUUUUUUGCAUCAAGAAAAGAUCAAUCCUUAAAGGUCAUAAAGGUCAUAAGGUGAAAAGUUACUAAGGUGAAAAUUUCAAAAAGGCUUUAUUCAUCCGAAGAUGAAAGUAUCAAGACUGUUUUCCAGAAUAUUCAGUUUUUCUAGAAAAUCUAAUUGAUUAGUCAAAAAUAAGGUGUUCCUGAAUAGUUAAGCAUAAAACAUUAAAAAUAUUUCAUACAGUUGCAUAAUUAAAGUUAAGAGGUUUUCUGAAUGUGACUUUGUAAACUUGUUCUGUCAGAAUUUCCAUAUUAGAGUGAUGUUUCAUCUUUUCAAA
Rhopilema esculentum is the source of this 1634-nucleotide messenger RNA. Lineage: Eukaryota; Metazoa; Cnidaria; Scyphozoa; Rhizostomeae; Rhizostomatidae. The record is from RefSeq and is a predicted model, not a curated record.